This is a messenger RNA of Prosopis cineraria, 1844 nucleotides long. Its product is annotated as AAA-ATPase At5g17730-like. Gene Ontology annotation, molecular function: ATP hydrolysis activity; ATP binding. The record is from RefSeq and is a predicted model, not a curated record. Lineage: Eukaryota; Viridiplantae; Streptophyta; Magnoliopsida; Fabales; Fabaceae. The transcript is spliced from 2 exons. Bases 63 to 1607 code for a protein of 514 amino acids.
CACUCACACAUGCAGGAGCAUAAAUAUAACACCUCAUGUUAUUGUUUUUGGUAUGCGAGUGAAUGAAACUUAGAAUUAGGAUUCUCCCCCUCUCCCUCCCUCUGUUCAUCAUGUUUUCCGCCAGAGACAUGCCUUCUCCGUCCUCAAUUUUCUCGGCCUAUGCCUCCAUGACUGCCUCCGUCAUGCUGUUCCGUUCCCUGGCCAACGACCUCAUACCUCAUCCCCUUCGAGGUUACCUCCUUUCCGCUUUUCGCUAUUUCAUCAAGUCUUCCUCCACCGCUCUCACUCUCGUCAUCGAAGAAUCCACCGGAAUUACUCGCAACCAAGUCUACGAAGCUGCAGAAGUUUACUUAUCCACCAUAGUUAGUGCCAAUAACGAGAGGCUCAAGAUCAGCAAGAGUCCCAAAGAAAAGAACUUGAAGAUUCGCCUGGAGAAGGGUGAGAAGCUGGUGGAUUCGCACAAUGGGAUUGAGCUCAAAUGGAGAUUCGUCUGCGCAGAGUCUAACAACAACAACCGCCAUGAUUUAGACAUCGCUUCUAGAACGGAAAGGCGAUACUUCGAGUUGAGUUUCCACAAGAAGCACAAGGACACGGUGUUGAAAUCUUAUCUUCCCUUCAUCCUCGAGACAGCCAAGACGAUGCGAGACAACGAAAGGAUAUUGAAGAUGCAUACUUUAAACACCUCCUACUGUUAUCCGGGGGUCAAGUGGGAUUCUGUCAACCUCGAACACCCCUCCACCUUCGAGACCCUGGCUAUGGAGCCGGAGCUGAAGAAUGCUGUGAUAGAGGAUCUGAAUAGGUUCGUGAAGAGGAAGGAGUUUUACAAGAGAGUCGGGAGGGCGUGGAAACGCGGCUACUUGCUGUAUGGACCUCCGGGUACCGGGAAAUCGAGCUUGAUCGCUGCCAUGGCUAAUUACUUGAAGUUUGAUAUCUAUGACCUUCAGCUUGAAAACAUCGCGAGAGAUUCGGACCUCAGAAAGCUGCUUCUGGCCACUGCUAAUAGGUCCAUUCUAGUGAUCGAAGACAUUGAUUGUAGCGUGGAUCUGCCAGAGCGCCGCCACGGAGAAGGACGUAAGCACACCGGCGAAGCACAGUUGACGUUGUCUGGGUUACUGAACUUUAUAGACGGGCUUUGGUCAAGUUGUGGAGAUGAGAGGAUCAUUAUAUUCACCACCAACCACAAGGAAAGACUAGACCCAGCUCUGCUGCGUCCGGGUAGAAUGGACAUGCACAUUCACAUGUCCUACUGCUGCUACCAUGGCUUCAAGCUGUUGGCCUCAAAUUACCUGGGAAUUUCCAGUGACCAGCACCAGCAUCUGUUUGCAGAAAUAGAAGGGCUCAUAGAGGACACCCACAUAACCCCUGCUCAAGUAGCAGAGGAGCUGAUGAAGAGUGAAGACUCUAAAGACGCGCUUGAAGGGUUAGUGAAGUUGCUUAAGCGCAAGAAAAUGGAAGGCGAUGUGUGUGAGAAUGAUGUCCCAGAGAAAUCAUUGAUACGGGAAACCAAGAAGAGAAGAGUUAAUUGCAAGCAGGGCAAAACCGUGGGCCUGGGCAAGAGGAAUGGUGGGAGUACACCGAGAAGGACAAGAAGAGGAACUAGCUUGUAAACAUUUAGGUAGAUGGAAAGCAAUAAUCAUGGACCAGUGUUUUCCAAUAAUAAAAAUUGGUGAUGUAGCAUGUAGGUGUCGGCUUUUCGCUGGAUGCUUUGCUGUGCGGCCUUCUUUUCUUUCACAUUCGUGUUUCAGGUUUAUAUGCUAUGGUCACAACGCACGAGUCACAGCAAAAGAAAGUGUCAAGAAUUGGCUAUUUAGAGUAAUAGAACGCGUCAGAUCCUCGCUUCCUUA